Molecule: messenger RNA, 1973 nt
Organism: Telopea speciosissima
Lineage: Eukaryota; Viridiplantae; Streptophyta; Magnoliopsida; Proteales; Proteaceae
Product: CDK5RAP3-like protein
Exons: 10
Coding region: 116-1840 (574 amino acids)
Biological process (GO): regulation of mitotic cell cycle; regulation of cyclin-dependent protein serine/threonine kinase activity
Cellular component (GO): endomembrane system
Source: RefSeq, a predicted model, not a curated record
CGUUUAUGAUGGUGGUUAAGUUCUCUGAACUCUGAACUGCACACACCUGGACUACCGUUUUCUGUAAUCUGAAACAUAGAGACGUCGGAAUUCCGAAGAGAAAAAGAGCCGGAGAAUGCAGAGCCAGGAUGAAAUACGAAAUCUUCCAAUAGAUAUUGCUUUUGCUCGUCUCGGAGAAUGGUUGGCCGAUCGAAAGAGAAUUCCUGCCGAUUGGCGAAAACGACUUGCUACGGUAAGAGCUCGGAUUUCGUCGGCUUUUAAAUCUUUACCGAAGGAUAUUGAUCCCUAUUUCCAGACUCUUGAUCCAGAAGUUAUUGGGUAUAUGGAGGCAAAACAAAUAUGUGACACUCUGCUGAAGUCUACUCCAGAAAGCCGGAAUUUUUUUGGCCGGCUAUCAGGUUCUGCUGGUGAUUGGGAAGCCAUCGUCCGAGCUUUUGAGAAGGAUCACAUUUAUCUGGGUGAAGCUGCUCAGAUUAUGGUACAGAAUAUUAACUAUGAAAUUCCAUAUAAAAAAAAGCAAGUGCAGAAGAUUCAGCAACAACUUGCAGAACUAGAGCGCAAGGAAGCCGAUAUAAAAAGGAGUGCUGCUUUAUCAGCAGCUAAAUAUGCAGAAGCCUGUCAAGAGCUUGGAUUGCAGGGCAAAAAUGUGAGGUUGGAACUUCUGGAGACUGCGAAAUCACUUCCAAUUACAUUCAGUAAGUUUUUGGAAGUCAUAAAUGGUGAUGCUGUCUCACAGGCCAUGGAAUAUUACUCAAAUUUUGUCAGAGAUUCUCACACAGAAAAGGAGAGAACUCCAGGUGUUGUGCUACCAAAUUUGAGGGACAUUCAUGAAAACCCCCUAUCUCUGACAAUAUCUGUAGGGCCUGAGGUCGUUGAUUCUGUGAAAGAUAAUUCAAACUUGAACCCAUCUUCUCUUGCCAGUGAAGAGCAUGUACCAGUAGUGGAUCUUGGAACAGAUAAUAUUGAUUGGGACAUUUCUGUUGACAGCUCUCAGAUUGAUUGGGACAUUAAGAUGGAAGAAGAAACGGAUGAAACUAGCAACGGAUUGGGUCCAUAUGAGAUGAUAAAUGCCAGUGAUGCCUUACAGGAUUCAUUAUCAAGUAACAAUGUGGGAUCUGAUCAGCCUUUGUUAAGUAAAGUGGAAGACGACCUUGUCCCAGAGAUUUCUGUGUCAGAGAUAUCUUGGGAUAUUAGUGUUGAAAACCCUCAAGUUGAUGUGCUUGAAGAUUCUGUUUUUCCAGACUCAGGCCUGGUAACUCACACGUCAGUUCUGGAUGCAUCAGUGCAAACCCGAGAAAGUACAGAAGAAAGAAGCCAGCUUCUGGAGACUGAGUACAGAAAUAAGAUUCUUGAUGAUCUGUUUGAGAUUAAAGCAUUUCUAAAUCAACGAGUCAUGGAGCUGAGUGAUGAAGAGACUUCAUCUUUACAGCAUCAAGUUCAAGCAGUUGCACCUUUUGUACUGCAACAAUACACUUCUGAUACCAUCAAGAAAAUGCUUUCAGAGAUUUCCUUGGCAAUUGCGAUGCUUACAGACAGAAAAACACGGGAUUUGAUCAUGAUUCUCAACUCCAAAAGAUUCCUAGACAGACUAGUGAGCACAUUGGAGGAUAAGAAGCACCAUGAAGUGAAAUUGAAAGAGAGCUUGAAGGAUUUGUCAGCAAGACGCAUGGAGCUGCACAAUGCAUUAUCUUCUUCAUGGCCAAAGCAAGAAGCAGCACUUGCAAAAACCAGGGAGCUGAAGAAACUGUGUGAGAGUACAAUCUCAUCCAUGUUUGAUGGGAGGCCUGUCAAUAUUAUUGGAGAGAUUAAUGCCUUGUUAAGUAGUGGUAUUAGCACAUGAAUUUGCUGUUUCACCACAGCAACUGAUUGGAAUUGAAAAGUUUUGUGAUCUAAUAUUUUCAGAUUGUACUAGCAGACUGUAGACAUUACCGACAUUUUAAAAGGAAAACUUUUUACUUACAAGAUUUAUUUAA